GACUCUCUGAUUGGUCAGAUUUGACCUCGUCACUUGAAUAAUCGUUCUCCCCACCAUUCCCCAACACUCGAGGGACUUAUUAUCGAGGUUGUGAACGAUGCAAAACAUUAAACAAUCAAGCAGAAGUGGACUCCUCACCUUUUAUCGAUACGUGAGAAUGAAGACACAUGAUUCAACAAGUAUUCAUUCGAGAAAUACCGCUGAGGUUUACGACGUCCCAAUGAGAGUUUUGAUCCGUCCAAUACCACCUGAAGUCAACGAGGAAAAGGUCAGGGGUUUAAUGGAGACAAUCCAAGACCCAGAGACCGUCGACCUGGUUCCUCCCAUCGACAUUCUGUGGAUUACCGGGCGAGAGGGUGGUGAUUAUUAUUACUCAUUUGGGGGCUGCCACCGAUACACAGCUCACAAACGCCUUGGCAGGCCGACCAUAAAAGCAAAGAUCAUAAAAUCAACUAUAACUGACUUGGAAACAUAUUUGGGAAGUUCUACUCCUGAUUUGAAAUAACUCAGUUAUUGACGUUUGUUUCGCAAUUAUGAAUUGUGCCAAGAUAAUCACUUUAUUUUUUAAUAAAUUCUUUUAUAAUUA
Molecule: messenger RNA, 586 nt
Organism: Diachasmimorpha longicaudata
Lineage: Eukaryota; Metazoa; Arthropoda; Insecta; Hymenoptera; Braconidae
Product: sulfiredoxin
Exons: 3
Coding region: 98-505 (135 amino acids)
Biological process (GO): cellular response to oxidative stress
Cellular component (GO): cytoplasm
Molecular function (GO): sulfiredoxin activity
Source: RefSeq, a predicted model, not a curated record